AUGCCUACAUCGUUCCCCCAGAUCAGGACAUUACCGGAGUGGCCAGACCUAGCCACCGCCCUCGAAAGUGCUUUGGCGCGGCAUGCCGGGUCACGAACGAAAACCGCCCAGUAUGUCACUUGCAAUAUCCGCAACAAUCCACACCGAACCACGUUAGGACUUCCUGAAACUUCACUCACUAUCAAUCGGAAACCUCUAGUGAGUGAAGGCAAUGGAAGUCGCAUGCACUCAUGUUGUGCAUAUCUAGGCAGCAGCGAAUCUUUUACAAGUGUGGAUAAGAAGGCCUUAGACCUUCAGUCGAUCAAUAUCUUAUGGUAUGGACAACCUACCAUUUGGGUAGUUAUUCCUCCGCAGCAUGCAGCCAGGUUGGAAGCCCUAGUCGCGCAAGAGACGCGGGAACUCCCGCGUUGCGGCCAAUUCGUUCGCCACGCCAGCUUAGUCAUGUCCCCGUCUGAACUAAUCAGAUGGGAGAUCGACUUUAACAUUUUUGCACAGUUCCCGGGAGAGGUUAUCAAAAUCGAAGAGAACGCUUAUUUUUUUACUUGGAAAACAGGAGAGCAAAUAUCGGAGACGGUCAAUUCCUAUGAGUGGUUCUGGUCAGCGCCACCACUAUACAGAUGUUGUUGCACAGACACGAUAUGCGCUCUCGACCUUGUGGAGAACUAUCGCCCAUCCUCGUCGAGUAGGCUAGACAAUAGCCCAUUUCAACCUGGAAUGUCCAUACACGCCGAUAUUUCCCUCCACGACAUAGAAGCAGCUUGUUUCCACGGAAGGGAAGUUGGCACCGAUCAUGAAACAAUGGAAGACGAAGAGUCAGCAUAUACGGAAAUAUCUGUUUAUUUCAGUCCCCUGCAGCACAUCGACUGGGCAGAUACGAGUGCGGAGUCAAGAUUGACGUCCCCGGGAGACCUCCAUCCAGAAUAUGGCACCCCAAUACUUCCGGUUGGCGGAAAUUGCGUUAGAGGAGAGGGCGGGAGUGAGCAAGCAAGCGCCAACGUCCCUGACAAAACGCCAAGUGAAAUCGGCCCGUUUGAUCCGUUUGGCACAGAGUACUUUUUCCCAUCCAGCUCCCUAGGGAUAGACGCCGACAUGUUGGAAGGCGGCCCCAACCCUCAGAUAUUGACCCAUGGUUUUCCCAGCCACCAUGACUUUUCGAGCGGAUGGGCAGGGCAAAUCCGGAGUGCAGAGGCCUUGCAACCAGAUGCUUCUGGGUCUGGAACAACAGCAGAUGACUUCUCGAUCCCUCUGUCUACUAGUUUCGAAGAGCCUCUAUUGGUUUUAGAAGGCGAUAUGAACACAGCAGAACGUUGUUUGCCACCUGGGCAGACAUGUGCUGAACAGUACGGCUGGUGCCUAACGGCACCAAUACCCACAGGUUCCACCAGUACUAUGAAUUUUGAGUCCAAGGCCGUCAUCUUUGACCAAGAAAUUGAAGACCUCAUCGCUCUCGCCCUCAGGCAUGAGUGGCGUUUACUAUGGAAGGUUACCAAUGCCCCCGACGCUAAAAGCAUAUUGGACUCAUUCCGACCACGGAAAUUACUCAACAACAAUGCCAUUCAGGAAAUCCUCCUCAUAAUGACGACAGGGCGAAAUGACGUGCACAUAGUGACCUCGGAAUUUCUUCUCCACUCUUUCAUCGAAAAUAACCAGGCUUCCACCGCGAUGAUACUGUUCCCCAUACGCGACGGGGAGCACUGUUUUUUGCUGAGCGUGAAUGGCUUGAAUCGCAUGAUAACCAUUCACGACAAUAAGCAACACGACGAUAUUGUGAACUCCUUCUCUUCGGCAAAGCUAGGUGACAGUCUCUGGGAGUUUCGGUAUAAGAAGACUGUCAAGGAUGACGGCAAGAACUCCGGCAUUGUGCUCUUACUAGAGGCCGAGAUGCUUAUAAGAGGCUAUUCAAGGAUUGUGGAAAAUUUAGAGAGCCUUCGAUUACGAUAUCUCCGUCUCCUUGUUGGCGAGUUAUUGGCAGAAAAGAGCUCCUGGAGCUUAUUUUGCAGGGAUGCCACAUCGACGGAAACCUUAAUGACGCCAGCCCUGCUAUCAACCUAUAACAUGAACACAAUUCAAGAACAGCGGCCAUUUCUACGGGACGCCAACCUGGAUCAGCUUGCAUCGGCAAUUGGAUGUGGCACCGUUUUGCAUGAUUUUGCAAAAAUAGCUCAAAACGUGCAUUCUACGUCGGAAAAAACGACAUCCACCAUUGCAGCUGUUAUGGAAGUGUUUGAUUGUGCCGAAACUCACCGCUUCGUUGCGGGUCUCCAGAAGGACUUGUCGGGAUUGAUUGUUGCGAGCAAUUUCAGGGCAUUAGUCUCUCGCUUUCGGGACGAGUUGAAAGAAAACAAAAAGGAAAGAAAAAAGCUUUCAAGAAUGCUGCGAGCCGAGGGAAGAAGUCCUCCGGCACAGCCUGAGCAUCCUCACGCAGCAUUUAGUGUCAAGGGUCGCGGUGCAGAGUCAAAGGCAUACGACGUACUUAUCGACAUUUGGCGCCAGCCCGAGAAGCCGUCUCCUCUUCGAAAACGCUUGCAAGCCGCCAACUACCACGGCCAACCGCUUCUAAUGUUUGAAGAUGUUUGCGGACUCGAGUAUCCAAUGUGGGUGAUGCUCCCCAUGCGAGACAUACCUUGCCCGGAAGACCCUCAAGUUCUCAUAAAGCCUGAGAUGUAUGUUCUUGCUGCUUCCUAA
Messenger RNA from Cladophialophora psammophila CBS 110553, 2685 nucleotides. RefSeq lists its product as uncharacterized. The record is from RefSeq and is a predicted model, not a curated record. Lineage: Eukaryota; Fungi; Ascomycota; Eurotiomycetes; Chaetothyriales; Herpotrichiellaceae. The coding region runs from base 1 to 2685 and encodes 894 amino acids. The transcript is spliced from 2 exons. Gene Ontology annotation, molecular function: histone H3K36 demethylase activity; histone H3K9 demethylase activity. Gene Ontology annotation, biological process: chromatin remodeling. Gene Ontology annotation, cellular component: nucleus.